Messenger RNA from Pyrus x bretschneideri (Chinese white pear), 747 nucleotides. Its product is annotated as NADH dehydrogenase [ubiquinone] 1 alpha subcomplex subunit 8-B-like. Bases 169 to 489 code for a protein of 106 amino acids. Lineage: Eukaryota; Viridiplantae; Streptophyta; Magnoliopsida; Rosales; Rosaceae. The record is from RefSeq and is a predicted model, not a curated record. The transcript has 3 exons. Gene Ontology annotation, biological process: mitochondrial electron transport, NADH to ubiquinone.
ACUAUAGAAAUUAUAAGGGUCAAAAAUGAAAAAUGAAAUUUGGCCUUUGGAGGGUUAUGUUUUGUUCCUCCACCAUAACCUAACACUCAGUUUCAGGUGAGAAAAACUCAUUCCACUGCAGAACCCAACAGAAACGACAAGUAAAGAAUCGAUCGGGGGAAGUGGGAAAUGGCAAGCGCAGUGGACCCAGCAGGAGAUCCGAUCCCAACAUCGGCGGUUCUGACGGCGGCGGCGAAGCACAUUCAGUACAACUGCCAAGCGGAGAACGUGGCUUUUCUCAAGUGCAAGAAGAAGGACCCGAACCCUGAGAAAUGUCUCGAAAAAGGUCGCCAAGUCACUCGAUGCGUUCUUACCCUGCUGAAAGAUCUUCAUCAGAAGUGCACGAAAGAGAUGGAUGCUUAUGUUGGAUGCAUGUAUUACAAUACAAAUGAAUUCGAGUUAUGUCGCAAAGAGCAAGAGGAAUUCGAGAAAAAAUGCCCAUUGGCUUAAGAACAUGCCUCUUGUCCCGCCAUUACCACAAUAAUAGGGGCAGCGUGCAAUGAGAAAAUAGUAUAAUUUGAAUUUCAAUGGACCUUGUUUAUAGAUCUUGAGCUAUUUUCUUCCUAUUUUCAUGUCGAAUUUUCGCUUGGGUAAGCUCCCUUGAAGGAAAAUAUUUUGCAAUGUUGAAGAGUGAUUGACUAGUGUUGCAGUUGGAAUUGUUGUACCUUACAUCCUAUUGCAAAAGGCCUAAUGGAAAAUGAGUUUUAU